GACGUCUUAUAAUAAAACUGCACGUUAAUGAAUACAAACUAUAUGAAUUUAUGCAAGACUGUAUUUUGUUUCGCUUUUGCUUUCUCUCUUUUGUUUAUAACCACCACUUUGCCAGCUGACUGUCAAACAGGCCGACCCAGUAAAAUGCCAACCAAGGAGAACGACGUCUGAUAGCAGAAAUCCCCUCUGGCCCAUAAAGGCUGCGGGAUGUUGGCGGCUGGAGGCGUCUGAGGCAGAGCUGCGUUUAGGGGAAACAGGACGCCUCUUCAGGAGAAAUGGCAGCCCCGUCGGCCGAUCGUCCUGUGAGAAUAACCAUUGGAACCGUGUGGAAUUUGCAAAUACAGCCUCAACCCCGGAGACUCCCAAGACUAUCAGUUGCAGCCGUGAUCAUAGGGGCCGUCCUGCUAGUUACCCGAAUAACUUUUGGCGCUGUGUACUUCAGGGACUGUCCCCAGCAGCCCAACAUCCCCAUCUACCUGCUGGGGCUGGCUCUGGUCUCCCUUCUGUCCGUCUUGUUUGUGACCCUACCUUGUGAAAGCGAGGCGGCGCCAUCCCGGAGACAUCCCAAAGGCCUCAAAGCAUGUCUGAUGUUUCUUAUGAGCGUUUUUAUCCUCAUCUGGAUCCUGCUUGGUGAUGUGUGGGUUUUCUCCAUCUAUCAGCCAAACUAUGACCCAUCAGCGGUCGACGGCCUUUACUGUAACAGGACCCUGUACACCUUUGCUUUCUGGAAUGCCAUCUUAGAGACUUUUAGCCUUGGAGUGGAAUUGGCCAAAUUCUGCAAAGGCAUGCUGGUUUACGUGGUCCUGAGUCCCAUACCAGCAAACACAAACCUCCACGGGCACGUCUGAGCUGUUCAAAUGAUCCCAUAUGAGGCAUGUUUACUAUAAAAUUAUGGAGAAAGAAAACCACGAUGUGUAGCAAAAUAUUUAUGAGCUCUCGGUAAACAUAACCGGCCUUCAUCUUUAAUAAAGCAACAAAGCAGAAGCCCAUCCUGUCUGAUAUUAUUGUUAUAAUAGAUUACAUUAAUUGAAAGUCUCAGGGCAAACAAAUGGCCUCUUAAUGAAAAAAACUCAGUCAGGAACUUUGAACUUUGACCGGAGUUUCUUCUUUGUUGUGAAGUCUUUUUGUAAAUAUUUUUAUUUCAAUCUUGGGUAUCUUGUAAUGUUUAAAGAAGAUCUUCCACAUCUUUUCCCUCAUAUAAUUAAGCACUUUAAAAAACAUUUCUGUCAAAAAAUAAAUAAAUGACCCUGUAUAUAAAUGCAAUUAAAGAAUAGUGUCUAUAUCAUUCGUGUCAUCAAUGCUCUAGUUAUUUCUUAUUAUUCAAUUUGUCUAUUCAUUCAUUUGUUUGUCUAUUUGAAUUAAAAUACUCAUAAACAGAGAGUUUGGUUUGUUUCUUGACUCUAAAUAGGUGUAAAA
Messenger RNA from Menidia menidia (Atlantic silverside), 1416 nucleotides. NCBI's taxonomy places the organism in Eukaryota, Metazoa, Chordata, Actinopteri, Atheriniformes, Atherinopsidae. The record is from the annotation of a GenBank genome assembly.